Molecule: messenger RNA, 1590 nt
Organism: Photinus pyralis (common eastern firefly)
Lineage: Eukaryota; Metazoa; Arthropoda; Insecta; Coleoptera; Lampyridae
Product: brain-specific serine protease 4-like
Exons: 4
Coding region: 100-1119 (339 amino acids)
Biological process (GO): proteolysis
Molecular function (GO): serine-type endopeptidase activity
Source: RefSeq, a predicted model, not a curated record
ACUAAAUUCGCAACAAAACCUCAUCCAAGUAACCGGUUUAGAUGUUAAAAGUACCGUAAAGAACAAGUUUCAAAAUGAGGUACCUAGCCCAUUCUUACAAUGAACUCCGACUGGAUUAGUUUCAUCCUACUGAUUAGUAACGCAUUAGCUUGCGACGAAACGAAAUGCGUAACGUUGUCGUUAUGUCCUGCGCUUCAAAGGUACGUAACAAACCCGACAACGAAUUAUACGGUUAGAAAUGUCGAGAGAUUAAUUUGCGAAGUUGACGAAGACGUUCGAGUUUGCUGUGAUCAAAUGGCUAUCGCUAAUUUUGAAACGGAAAGCAAACCUUUUUAUAAGAAUGCAAAAACCUGCGGAAGUCAGGAUCCUACCUACGAGUUCCCGUGGUUGGUCAGUUUUAUGGGUUUUGGAGCGUCUAUUUGUAGCGGUGCUCUUUUGAAUGAACGUUACGUGCUAACUUCGGCAAGUUGCAUAUCACACAACGCAACGGAAUAUAUAUUUGAUAUUCUGCUGGGGGAUAUCAACCUUAAGAACAAUUCUUGUAAUGAAACAUAUGGCGCACCUGAAGAAUGCUUACAGGUGAAAUCAUUAUCAAUCGAGGAGGCGAUUCCUCAUCCACUGUUUAACGGAACCUUCAACAAUGUGGGGUUGAUUCGCUUAAAUGAAAGUGUCUUGUACACAGAUCUCAAAGAAAAUUCUCUUUCAGAGUACAUUCAACCCAUUUGUCUACCAAACGCUACAUCCAUUCGGCCCGCACUCAAUUCAAUGUACACCUCCGGAUUUGCAGUUCACUUUGACCCAAAAACUGAAAGGGAGAAGUGGAAGAGAAAUACAACGAUAAUACUAAAAUCACUGGACACGUGCAAGGAAUGGUAUAAAAGUCAUGGGCGCACAAUAACCUUAAAUGAACUCAACUUUUGCUCCAUUGACAAGGAUGACACGCCGCCGGAAUUCGCCAAUACAAUCCUCGACCGUGGAGCACCAGUCGUCACUUUUCAUAACAAUCAGUGGUAUGCUGAAGGAAUAGUUUCUUUGGCUGAGGAGGAACGACAGAGGCCGAUAGUGCACACCAAUCUCACCUAUUAUGUGGAUUGGAUACAUAGUAAUAUGAAGGAUUAGGAAUAAGUGACACGCAGGAUGGCUGAAGAUUUAAUCCAAUGUUGCAAUUAUUAUGCUAUAUUAUUUUUGCCUUAAUCAAAUGUGUUGAAUCCAAACGUGAACUGAAAUAUACCUAGUGUUGCUUUCAGAACAAAAAUAUGUUAUUUGCUUUCUUACAAAAAAAGCCUGUUGAGGGCCCAGAACAAAAGAGGGAUAAUAAAUAAAUAAAUAAAUAAAAAGAACAGAACUUGUCACUUAAAGCUGCAUAGAGGCUGUGUAAAAUCUAUGGAACAAUCCACCCGUUUUUAGAAAUCGCUCUGUAUAUUAGGUGAAUGAAAUUAGCUUUUAGCGAUAGUUCUGUUUGUCUGCUGGUGUAUGUACCUAUGUAUGUUCCUCGAGACCUCAGAAACAGUUAAAAUGUUGUUUCAUUGGCUAUUACAGUCGUUAAGAUGGAUGGUUUUUUUAUUAUCACAGCCUAUACUCCUGUUUAUA